CAUGACCAAAAAAGCACGCACCAGUGAGAUCUAUCGGUCGAUAAUGUAGCACAUAUUUGUGCAGAGACAGACGUCGGUAGGUUGGUGAAAGGCUUGCUCCUCCACUACCGCAUUUCAGCAAAGCGUCAUCACUAUUCAGCUAGCAAUAGCUUAGCCCAAUACCUCAGACAUUUUCAGCACCACCCUCUCCCCACAAGCCCUUCCUGCACCAUCAACACCACAUAACCCAACCCAUUUCUUUCCCAACUCAAACUCCAUUUCCAAUGGCUGCAGCUGCUUCCACAGGGACCGGAAGCACCCCGGUGGGGCUGCUGGUGCUCAUGGUGGCGGCAUUGGUGGUGGGGUGGUUCGUGAACGCCGUCCGUCCCCCGCCGCCGACGCCGUGCCGGACGCCCGGCGGUCCCCCGGUGACGGCGCCGAGGGUGCGGGUGCGGGACGGGCGGUACCUGGCGUACGCGGAGUCCGGGGUGAGCAGGGACAGGGCGCGGUUCAAGGUCGUGUACUCGCACGGCUUCUCCGGCGGCCGCAUGGACUCGCCCCGCGCUUCCCAGGAACUGUUGGAGCAGCUGGGCGUGUACAUGGUGGCGUUCGACCGCGCCGGGUACGGCGAGAGCGACCCGGACCCGCGCCGGUCGCUCAAGAGCGCGGCGCUGGACAUCCAGGACCUCGCCGACGCGCUCGGCCUCGGCCCCAAGUUCUACCUCAUCUGCUCCUCCCUCGGCUGCCACGCCGGCUGGGCCUCCGUCAAAUACAUCCCGCACAGGCUGGCAGGGUUGGCGAUGAUGGCGCCGGUGAUCAACUACCGGUGGUCGGGGCUGCCGAGGGGGCUGGCUCGGCAGCUGUACAGGAUGCAGCCGGUCGGUGACCAGUGGUCGCUCAGGGUCGCCUACUACGCGCCGUGGCUGCUGCACUGGUGGAUGAACCAGACCUGGCUGCCCACCUCCACCGUCAUCGACGGCUCCGCCCCCUUCCCCAACGCGCUCGACGAGAAGAACCGCGUCAUGGCCCUCUCCAACGGAAUGUUCCAGAAGAAGGCGAGGCUGGCGACGCAGCAGGGGUUGCAGGAGUCGUUCUACCGCGACAUGGCGGUGAUGUUCGGGAGGUGGCCGGAGUUCGAGCCGACCGACCUCAAGGAACCGCCGUUCCCGGUGCACCUGUUCCAGGGCGACGAGGACGGCGUCGUGCCGGUGCAGCUGCAGCGGCACAUAUGCCGCCGGGUUGGCUGGGUCCACUACCACGAGCUCUCCGGUGUGGGACACUUUUUGUCUGCAGUGCCGGGUCUCGGCGACAAGAUCGUCAGCAGGCUCCUGCCGGCGACGGCGUCCGCGUAACAUGCUCCAAGACGGCAUCUUGCGGGUAGAAGUACAUGGCAGGUCUGCCGUAGGUAAAGCAAUGCUAAAGAAAAGCACUUCUUGUGAGAAUAGGCUGAACAGCUGAGCCACUACUGUACAGUACAAAGGUACUGAAGAGAAGAAAGCAGAUCUAUUUCUAUAUAUCAUAGAGGGUUAUUUGACUCA
Messenger RNA from Phragmites australis (common reed), 1517 nucleotides. RefSeq lists its product as uncharacterized. The transcript has 5 exons. The record is from RefSeq and is a predicted model, not a curated record. Lineage: Eukaryota; Viridiplantae; Streptophyta; Magnoliopsida; Poales; Poaceae. The coding region runs from base 264 to 1331 and encodes 355 amino acids.